CGGUCCAGACUCGACCGCGUCGCGUCACGCUUGCUCCCAUCUCAUGCCUCAUCUGCGAUCCAUGGACGGGCUGGCGGCGAACAGCGAAUCCUCGUGAAUUGAAUUUAAUACGUUGUUUUGGAACCCUCUCUCAUUGCACCGACUCCCAUCUAGCAUUAUCCUCAGCACGCUAUGGCUCCCAAACCCCGCAAAAGACCGGCGGAUCCUCUCUGGACAGAUCACGCGACGUCAAAGGUGUCCAGAACCGAUUACUCGCGCCUAUCACCACCAGUGCCCUUACAUAGACGGUCUGUUUGCACCAGUUCCCCCAGGAUACCGACCCAAGCCUCUUCAACAACACCGAGGUUCGGCCAAAGAUCGGCUGCAGGGCAAAUAGCCCAACCACAUCUUUCCACUCCGCACAGAACAACCACCCAAGGAGCAUCCCCAAGGCUACAGCAUCAACCAGAUCUACAUGUCGGCCAGGGCCAGAGCCAAGCACAGCAUGGUUCACAUUCGGCUCAGCCAGUCGUGUACAAAGCCAGGAUUAUGCACGCGCCGCAUCCGGACAGCAGAGUUUGUCAGGACUUCCACUGGCUCCCUUACCCACUAGGCCUUAUGCCUUUUGAUUCGUGGCACAAGCUUCACACCCGUCCCAAUGUUUAUCCUCCCUUGCCUUUCCGUUGCCCGGUCUGUCGCGCGGAAAGAAAACCUACUCCCCAUAACCGCAAGCUAUUCCUAGUCGCCGAACGAUUGACCUGGGAAGAGGGGUUGGGAUCGGGGCCAAAGAAAGAUCAGAAUGAGGAAUUGAAUUGGGAAGUCAACUACGAGCUUGGGAUCCUGGAACCGUUUGUGGAGGAUCCCGAACAGGUGCCGGGCGGAAAGCACAGUCAACAAAACAAGUUUUAUCCUUACAAGAAUGAGUACGAGAUGGUGCAGGCACUGAAUCUCAUUUUCACGUCAGACAACAUUACGGAAGUAUCGUGGUCUUUGUGGAUCGGCCUACAGAUGGAUCUGCAGAAGAUGCUGGACGUACAGGAAAUUUCGGUAUCCGAUAAGGUCUCUCAGGAGAAACCCUCAGACGUGCGCCGGCCGCUCCAGCUGGACAAUGGAAAUCAUCCCCGCACAAGUACUCCCAAUAUCGACGAAAUCGACCUCACGGUGUCACCGAACCGCGUGUCCAAGCAUCCAACGAACGCGAUUGCCUUUGGCAUACCCACUCCGCCGUCAUCCUUUACAAGGCGAAUCAACAAUGAAAAUCUACCUCCCUCCCCUACCAACGCGGCUCCCUCAUCACAGCGAACUUCCGCGAACUUCCCCAGGGACAUACACGCUGGAUGGCCCUCAAAUCUGCCAUCCUCCCCCAACAAGGAAUGCAUUACCAGUUAUAAGACAUUGCAGGACUUUUACUCGCUUCUUGAUCGAAUCGAGCGGACCUCGUUCGUGGGAGCUCUGUUUCUUGAAAAAUAUGCCGAGCGCUUGAGGGACGACAUGUGCCGGAAAUGCUGGCUCAACCGUUACAUUGAUUUUAAUGCUCUUGAUUCGUAGCUGUAUUGGUUUUUCUGUUACGUCUUUAUCUAGCGAUACCCCCUUUCUUUGAGAUUUGAACGUAGAUCGCAAGCUGGUGCUGGAGUUUGCAGGUCGCCAUCUUCCUUGUACUUUGGAACGUAACUAUACUUUGUAUGAUUACCUCCGUCUCCUCAAUCUGCACCGCGGAGACUUUCUCGGGAAACAGACGUUUCCACAAGGGGAUACUCUCGGGGACGGGAAAGGAUAUCGGACUUGCGGCUUGCAGCACCCUGCAUGACGCCUCAACGAUGUGGCGGUGCACAUAAUUGUCUGGAACCAAGCUAGAAAUGACGUGGUCCAGUGCGCGCCCCAAUGGAGAAAGUGAC
Messenger RNA from Trematosphaeria pertusa, 1874 nucleotides. RefSeq lists its product as uncharacterized. The transcript has a single exon. Lineage: Eukaryota; Fungi; Ascomycota; Dothideomycetes; Pleosporales; Trematosphaeriaceae. The coding region runs from base 172 to 1527 and encodes 451 amino acids. The record is from RefSeq and is a predicted model, not a curated record.